Molecule: messenger RNA, 480 nt
Organism: Melopsittacus undulatus (budgerigar)
Lineage: Eukaryota; Metazoa; Chordata; Aves; Psittaciformes; Psittaculidae
Product: cysteine protease ATG4D-like
Molecular function (GO): protein-phosphatidylethanolamide deconjugating activity
Source: RefSeq, a predicted model, not a curated record
AUGACAGAUAACAAUGGUACCUUUGCCUAUGAGGAUCACCUCAAGCUGGAAUCCUGCCUCAGGAUCAUCAGUGGCAAACCCCUGAAUUCCCUUUGUUUCAUUAGCUUCCAAUAUGAUUUUCUGCUCUACCUGGACCCCCAUUACUGCAGCCGUGUGGAUACAGAGCAGGAGAACUUCCCACUGCUGUCAUUCCAAUGCAGAUCCCUGCAGAAGAUGCCCUUUGGGAAGAUGGAUCCCAGCUGCACCAUUGGCUUCUAUGCGGGCGCUGGGACCGGGCUGGAUGCGCUCUGCAAGGACCUGAGCUGGGUCCUGGCCCCCCCCACAGCACCCGAGCGUUAUCCCCUCUUCACCCUGGUCGAGGGGGGGGCGCAGGGGAUGGAGCCCCCCCUCCUCCGGAAACGUCCCCCCCCCCCCCGCAACCCCCUCCGGGGCAGAGGAGUUCGUGUUCCUCCGAGCACACCCCCCCCCCCACGGGACUGA